Messenger RNA from Gossypium arboreum, 1445 nucleotides. RefSeq lists its product as uncharacterized. The transcript has 9 exons. Lineage: Eukaryota; Viridiplantae; Streptophyta; Magnoliopsida; Malvales; Malvaceae. Bases 780 to 1196 code for a protein of 138 amino acids. The record is from RefSeq and is a predicted model, not a curated record.
AAUGUUUAUUUAAAAAAAUUCAGACGGAAACAUAUUGCAAACUUUUUUGCCCAUUUCAAACAAUUUUGAUUUUGGACGAAUUAUAAUAAUAUCUUCUCUUUUCCUUUACCAAAAAGAUAUAUCUUGUCUUUUUCGUAAAUAGAAAUAACUUUAUUCAACUGAUUUUUGUUUGGUUGUUCAUACUUCAUGAAAUAACAAUUUUCUCCUGGAUUCUACAAGCUUCGAUUACCCGCCACUAUUUCUGUUUACUUCUUCCGAGAAGAAAAAGGGAGAAAAGAUAAAAAUAAAAAUAAAAAGGGUUGUUUAGAAGAGGCAGUAAUGGCGGUUAAUAUGAUUCUCCUUCCCUCCAUUUUCAGUUUUUUCUUCUUCGUCUUCUUCUUCUUCUUCUUGUCACUCGCAUCUCAAGAUGAACAAAGUAACAACCACAAUCUCUUGAUCCUUGAAUUGCGCGACGCCAAGCUCAAGAUCUCUCGUUUGGAAUCUGUUCUUGAAGAAAGAAUUCAAGACCUUAAUGCUAAAACCCUUUCUCUUAAGGAACACCCGAAAUCCCUCGAGGACAUGGCAAACAAGAGCACUUAUCUGCAGUCUGCUCUAUCUGAUCUUAAGGAUCAUUCGUUUCUUGCUGAUGAAAAGCUUAACGCUCUAGAAGAGGAGGCUUCAUGAUCCUAGGUACACAGCCUUUGGGCUGUUUCGAGAAAGAACAAUUUCGAUCUUUAUGUUUUAGAGUUGAAGGCACAGGACGCUGAGGAUAGACCGGAAGCUGUUACAUAGUUGGAAAGAUGGCAGAAGUUGUUACAGAACAAUGGGUUCAAAUUCAACAUCUUGAGCAGUUACUUCAAAUUGCUAAAAUGAGGGCAUUGCAAGCUCAAAAGCAAAGGAAUAUGAGAUGCACAUUCUUGAAGUUCAUAGAUGGCAUUUCUGGAAGACAUCUACCGAAGCUGUUCAAGGCCUUGGAUGCUUAUUCAUUGGGAAAAGGACCUAUCAUAAGAUACUAUGUGUCUCAAGCUCUGCAACAAUUGAAAAGAUUUUACUCAGCUAUUAGAAGGUUUCACCCUGAGUUGCAAGCUUUCAUCAAAGAGGAGAUGCAAAGAAAUGAACUUACUGCUGCUUUUGUCAAUGAUGAACUGGUAUUCUUUCUGGCUUCUGCUUUCAUUACCUUCCCUGUACUGGGUGCUUGGAUGCUGCUUUUAACAUAGUUCAGCUAGGUGAAGAAAUUUUCUUUUAGGGGGUAGUGUCUUACCCUGAAAUAGUAGGUGACAUCCAAGCUGUUGUACUUUGUUUUCUCUGAUCUCUUUUACAGAUUGGUUUUUGAUAUUAAAAGGUGAAAGAAGAGUUAGACACAUGUACAGCGUACAGCGCCUGGUCAUUUUGUUGCCAAUGAGUCAAUUUUACAUGGAAGUAUUCCAGGGUCCAGAUCAAUACAGUAUGAUAUUCAUUGACCCAAA